AUGGUCUACUCCAAAGCUGUUAUCGCUGCUGCGGCUGCCUUCUUCGGCCUCGCCAACGCCCAUAUGGUCAUGGAGAGCCCAAUCCCAUUCAACCCCGAGAACCUCGACAACGGCCCCUUGUUGAGAAGCGGAGCUGAUUACCCUUGCAAGUUCAACCCGGCCAAGGACAAUGGUGGAAGCUAUCUCCCCGGCAAGUUCGACUCCAGCAAGAACAAGUUCGCUAUUGGCGAGAAGAUCCCCCUUACCUUCAAGGGCAGUGCUGUCCACGGAGGCGGAUCUUGCCAGGUCAGUCUCACUACCGACAAGACGCCAACCAAGAACUCCGAGUUCAAGGUCAUCCACUCCAUUCUCGGUGGCUGCCCUGCCAAUGUCGACGGCAACCUUCCAGAAGACCCCAACGGCCACGGGGCAUCCAAGUUCGAGUUCCAGAUCCCAUCCAGCAUCGCCCCUGGAGAAUACACUCUUGCCUGGACCUGGUUCAACCGCAUCGGAAACCGUGAGAUGUACAUGAACUGUGCUCCCAUCGAAGUCACCGGUGGCUCCAAGAAGCGCUGGGAACCCACCCCCAAGCGUGACCCACGCAGCCUGAUGCCUCUCUCCAAGCGUGCUGACAUGCCUUCUAUCUUCAUUGCCAACGUCGAAAUUCCCAGCCAGCCCUACUGCGAGACUGCCGAAGGCAUGGACGUCAUGUUCCCCGAGAUUGGUGGCUCUUCUGAGAAGGCUGGCAUGCCCAACCGUCUUCAGAAGGCAGGAGACUCUGUUUGUGCCAACAUGGGCGGCAACUCUCCCAAGGCUGGAUCUGGCGGUGCCGGUGGUGAUAAGGGCGGCACUCCAGCUCCUUCUUCCACCUACGGUUCUGCUCCUGCAUCUAGCAAGGCCCCAACUCAAGCUCCAACCUAUGCUCCGGUCCCAUCUCCAUCUGCUCCAGCUCCCCCAGCCGGUGACUCUGGCCCAGGAAACGGCGGAAUCUUCCUCCCAGCCCCAACUGCCAACCCCACCGCUCCAACCAUGCCAGCUCCAUCUUCCACCGGCAUGCCAACCCCACCUGGCAACGGCACUGUUCACCAGGGACCAUGCACUGAUGAGGGCAAGUGGAGCUGCUCUGGCUCCAAGUACCAGCGCUGUGCCAGCGGCCAGUGGUCUCCUGCCAUGGACCUCGCCUCCGGAGUGACCUGUGAGUCUCUUCCAGGCAAGCGUUCCCCAAUGCACCGCCGCCGCGGCCACUACCUUCCUCGCCGUUCUUAA
Arthroderma uncinatum is the source of this 1245-nucleotide messenger RNA. RefSeq lists its product as uncharacterized. Lineage: Eukaryota; Fungi; Ascomycota; Eurotiomycetes; Onygenales; Arthrodermataceae. The transcript has a single exon. Bases 1 to 1245 code for a protein of 414 amino acids. The record is from RefSeq and is a predicted model, not a curated record.